UAAAAUUUUUAGUUGAUCUUAAAAUGGAUCGAGGAGAGCGCAAGAUUCAGAAAUACUAGGAACGUCGCUGUCCCGUCGGCAAUCUAUAGGAUGUUUCAAACAUUUCAAAACUCGUGACAAAUUCUGACAAACCGGUCGCUCUACAGGUUUCUUCAGGUCUUGGAUCCACCUGUAGCCUGGGACCGCAUGCGUAACGGUACAAACACGGCGUACGGUGGCUCCUCAUGGUGGCAGUGUGAGUUACCUUCCUCUUAGGCGAGGUCGAGCGACCGCAUACCACGAUCUGGAAUCGCGUCGUGGAAGCCAGUCGUUGCUCGAUCGUCCGCGACGCUUGGAUAGAAAAAAAAAAAAGAAGUCGAAAUAUCGCGACGACGGGGUGGGCCUGCAGUUCGCGUGCAGUUUCGGAGCGGUAUCCUGUGAAAUAACGUACGCGAAGCGAGAUCUAACGUCCCUCAUUGGAUUGCCGCUGCUCUCGUAUUCCUCCGCGGACCGCGUGGAAUCUCAGUUACGUCGCCCGAUUGAAAAUUCGUCCCCCUUUCCGGUUGAUUAUUUCAACUCCGUGCAAGAAUCCUGCUUCUGUCAGAAAGCACAGCGACACAGCGUUCAGAGAACAAUCGCUUGACGCAAAAUGACGGAUACUUUCACACGGAGGUCGAUUUAACGCCGUUCCAAGAUGUACGGCGAGUGGCAAAAGGGUGAGUUGGUGUGGUUCGAUCCCGGCGUCGGCCAUGUGCUGCCAGGCGAGGUUCUGGAAUAUCACAGAGCCGCCAAUGUACUUUCGGUCCAAGCGGUGAUUGCCGGCAAGCCACAAGUUUUCACUCUCACCAAUCUGAGCGGGGUGAAGCCCAGGCAGGACUUAGGCCAAAAUGGUAUGGAGGACAUGAUUCAGUUGACAGAUCUAAACGAGGCAUCAUUAUUAUGGAACUUGAAGAUCCGCUACGACAAAGAAUUAAUUUACACAUACACAGGAAGUAUCCUAGUGGCAGUGAAUCCAUAUAAAAUGUUUGACAUUUACGGAUUGGAUCAAGUGAAACUUUACGAGGGACGGAUCCUUGGUACACUACCACCGCAUUUAUUCGCCGUGGGCUCUUCCGCAUACAGUCAAGUGACUGCAGCCAAUAACUCCAGUGCCAAUCAAGUCGUCGUCAUUUCCGGCGAAUCCGGUUCAGGGAAGACGGAAUCUACGAAACUGGUGAUGCAAUAUCUCGCGGCCGUCAAUCGCGCGCCAAAUAAUCUUGUCACCGAGCAAAUUCUGGAGGCAACGCCACUCCUGGAGAGCUUCGGAAACGCUAAAACGCCACGAAAUGACAAUAGCAGUCGAUUUGGAAAGUACUUGGAGGUUCAUUUCAGAGACGGCGCGAUCAUAGGCGGUAGAAUAACCCAAUAUCUUCUAGAAAAGAGUAGGAUAGUGACUCAAGCUUCGGAGGAGAGAAACUAUCACGUGUUCUAUGAACUUCUAGCUGGACUCGAUCAGCAACUCAGGGAUAAAUAUGGUCUGCUAACACCAGACAAAUACUUUUAUUUAAAUCAGGGUGGAAAUUGUGAGAUCGAUGGCAAGAGCGACGUGCAAGAUUUCAAAGCUCUCUUAUCGGCCAUGCAGGUUCUCGGUUUUUCAUCCGAGGAGCAGGACACGAUCUUCAAGAUCCUAGCCAGCGUAUUGCAUCUGGGGAACGUUUACUUUCACCGGAAGCAAAUGAGGCACGGUCAGGAAGGCGUGGAGGUCGGUUCCGAUGCUGAAAUACGCUGGGCGGCGCACCUUCUUCAAGUAAAUUCCGAUGGCAUCAUCCGAGCGCUCACUACCAAGACGACAGAAGCAAGAAACGAGAGAGUCUUCACAGCUUUGAAUAUCGAUCAAGCUCUUGAUGCCAGAGACGCUUUUGCAAAAGCUUUGUACAGUUCUCUUUUUUCAUGGCUAGUCGCACGUGUCAAUCAUAUUGUCUACAAGGGCACAAAACAGACGGCUGCUAUUUCGAUUCUUGACAUCUUCGGCUUCGAGAACUUUACGGAGAACAGUUUCGAGCAAUUGUGCAUCAACUAUGCAAAUGAGAAUCUGCAGUUUUAUUUUAAUAAACAUAUUUUCAAGCUCGAGCAGCAGGAGUAUGCGAAGGAAAAAAUCGAUUGGACUACCAUCAACUAUACGGAUAAUUUGCCAGUCAUCCAUUUAAUCGCGAAAAAACCGGUGGGCAUUCUUCAUCUGCUUGAUGACGAGAGCAACUUUCCUAAAGCGACGGAUCUUUCUUUCUUGGAGAAAUGCCAUUACAAUCACGCACUAAGUGAGCUGUAUUCCAGGCCAAGAAUGAAUUCCGCUGAAUUUGCGAUUAGGCAUUACGCCGGGCAGGUCUGGUACAACGUAGAGGGGUUUUUAGAUAAGAAUAGGGAUACUUUAAGACCGGAUGUAGUCGAAUUGCUGAUCAGCAGUAAGAUUUCGAUGGUUAGCAAGAUGUUCCAGCACGUCAGAACCACUCACGAAGCUAAUAAAACUAUGAACAAACCAAAUGGCAGAUUUGUCACUAUGAAGCCGAGAACUCCAACUGUGUCGGCUCGAUUUCACGAUAGUCUUCAGCAACUUUUAGAAUCCAUGUCUCAAUGUAAUCCGUGGUUUGUUCGUUGCAUCAAACCAAAUACCGAGAAGGCGCCGAUGAAAUUCGACAUGCCAUGUGUGCUCGAGCAGUUGAGAUAUACGGGAAUGCUGGAGACGAUACGCAUCAGGAAAACCGGCUACCCGGUUCGCCUUCUGUUCGGACAUUUUGUAGAUCGGUAUCGUUAUCUUGUUUCGACGCACUUGCCUAGAGGAGCGCCCAACAAGGAGCUCUGUAGAAUAAUUUUGGAUAAAGCGGCUCCAAAAGAAGCGCAGUCGCAAUAUCAGCUCGGUCUUACACGAGUAUUCUUACGCGAAUCAUUGGAAAGAGCCUUGGAAUACAACAGAGCGUUGAUUCUAGAGAGAGCGGCCAUCACAGUCCAAAGAUACACGAGGGGCUUCUUAGCGCGCAGGAGAUUCCUCAACAUUUCUCGAAGCACAGUACUGAUACAAACGGUGUACCGCGGUUACCGUGAACGUAAGCAGUUCCGGGCAAUGAAGAAGGGUGUCCUGAUGGCGCAGAAACUUUACAGAGGAAGGAAGCAACGGCAGAUAUUUAAAGUGUUGAAGGAGGAGAUGGCGAAGCGAGCAGAGAUCGAGAGAGCCAGCAAGGAACGAGCGAAGGCGAAACAGCAACGAGAGGAGCAGGAAAGGACUUUGCGAGCUGUUGCUGGUGUAAAUCACUUGGAGAUUCCCGCAGAACUAGCCUUUAUUUAUAGUAAACUUGAUGAUUGGCAACCAACACACACCGAGCGGAAUCUUCUCAAAGUUGUCGGUCAAGUCAUUCCAAUGAAUUAUACCUAUAAUCUGCCAUCCGACAUCGAUCAGUACCAAUUCUCGAAGUUUACCAAUAUUUAUUUCAAAAGCCAUAUCUUUGGGAUGAAGCGCGAACCGAUCAAGACGCCAUUUCUGGCGAAAGCUCGCGAUCAGGAUUACACGGAUUCCCUGAUGAUCUUCAAGAUGAUAUUGCGCUUCAUGAACGAGAGUAAUCUUAAUGGUAAACGUGAACAAGCGUUGGGCGACUAUAUUGUUAACAAAGGGAUUGUCAAUGAGAAACUGCGCGACGAAAUACUAUGUCAGCUGGCGAAUCAAACUUGGAAGAAUGAGAACGACGCUAACAAAGAAAGAGGAUGGUUGUUGCUCUCUAAUUGCUUGUCAGCGUUUCAACCUAGUGCCACGCUUUUCAAAUAUCUUUUGAAAUACGUCUCCGAUCACGCCUACGAUGGUUACAAGGCCUACUGCCAACGCAAACUGUUGCAAGGCGAGAGGACCGUGUAUCGUGUGAUGAAUAAUAAUCAGCAAACGGUCCAUCAGGUACCCAGAAAUUAUCCGCCAUGCGUCCUAGAAUGGCGAGCUAACAGGAAUCGCGUAAAUAUGGCGCUCAGUGUUGGCUUCUAUGACGGCGAAACAACUACAUGCGCGAUGGAUUCUUGGACGACGUGUGAAGAAUUGGCUAAUCUCGCAGUUCGGAACCAUGGAGUAGAGAAUUCUGGUUGGACUAUCACGCUCUGGAACCAUCAAUUGGACGGCCCGGACGCCAUCGUGACGGAGACCAAUGGCUUUGACUAUAUUUUGGACUUGAUCUCGGAAAUGGAAUUGGCACCAGCUUUCCCCGCCGCCAAGCACAUGUUCUUGGAACAACGCAAGAACAGUUUGCCACCCAUUAAAAAACGAGAACACGCUCAAGUCAUUCGGGAGUUGGAACAGGAGAUGGAAAUUCCUAUUCUAAAAACUUUCCAACCUUUGGAAAGGAAAUCUAUGCCAAAAAUAGUUGACAAGCUUGUCGAGCCGGAAAUUCAAGUACCCAGGCGGCCAGUAGUGCCUCCACCGCAACCACCCGUCACAAAACUACCUAUACGAAAGCAAUCGCAUGAGGUCAUUUUGGAAACCACAACGGAAAUGGGCUUGUCGAGGAAAUCUGCCUUAAAUGAUCGUUACUUCGAGAAGGAGAAGCAACGUAGCCGAAGUUUGGAUAAUCUUCUUCAGUCAGAAAUCGUGCCUUCACCGGUAAAACUCGCCAAUCUCGGGCUAUCUUCAUCGAAAUUGAACGAGCGAUAUCAUAGUCUAGAAAGAAUUGGUGAGACUCCGACCGUUGGUAACGUUGAAUACAUGUCGCGUACCGAAAUAGCACAGGAGAGGAAGUAUAGCAGAGCCACAAGGACGACGGAGCCCAACAUUGAGGAGGAAGAUCUCACGAUUGAUUUUGAAUAUCCGGAUAUUCAAUCCGUUAGUCAAACCGGAAGAUCAGAGGAUGAUAAAAGCUAUAUAAGGUCGCAAACCAGGUUUAUUAAGUCGCAAUACCCUGGCAAACGCGCGCUGCCAGGAAGCCAGUCUAGUCGCGCUUAUAUCGAGAAAAGUGAAUACGGAGUAAAAUCGUCUGCCAUGUCUGACACCAGCGAGGCACCUUCUUUGGCAUCGCACGUGCGACGCGUGAGGGUACCCAGCCAAGCUUCCGAUGUGGACCAAUUCCUAGAUGAGCUCUUUAUGCCCGUACUGGAUGGUAAUCUCGACGAAUUAUCAGACGCUCGCAGUUUGGCCGCCUCGAUAAAAGGAUCAUACGAUACCGGACCAUCUGGCGAUCAAAUGGUUCUCAAAAAUUUGCUAAAACUCGAUAAUCAAACCAACAAAUUAGCCACGGUUGAUGAUUUCGUCGAAUGGAUGAUGGUGGAAAAUAAAAACGCGGAUAUUAGUGCGGAUGAACUGUCAAAAAAGAUCAAAGGAGGUGGCAAUAUGGAUAUCCCUAAUCAGAAUGCGGCCUUCAACUUCAGUCCUAUCGCACAGAGCAUGAUGUCACCACCUAUGAUGAUGCCUAUGUUCAGUCCUCCUCAGCAAGUUCCAUCCGCGCAAAAUACCAGCAUGAGCAUGGGCGCGAAUUUCAUGCCCAUCCCGAUUUACAGCAUGCAGGGACUUAGCUUACCACAAUAUCCGAGUUCGCCACCCGGUCAGAACAACGACAUGAUGGCAUAUCAACAAAAUCUCCAGCGUGCCUUCCUGCAGAGUGCGAUGGCGCAAAAUAUUCAAAUACAGCAGCAGCUGUUGGCACAAAAUCAAGCUUUGCAACAAUUGCUGGUUCAGAGUCCGCAAAAUUCGGCACAGCAACCGAGCACGGCGUUACCCGGCCCCUCAAGCAUGAAUCUUGAUCCCUCAGCCCCCCCAAACGGUGCCCAUAUGGGUCCCAAUGAUUCUAUCGGACGCUACUCCAAGGUCUCAUUCAGAGAACCCGAGGAUGGCGAAUUAUGGUCAACCGAAAAACGAGAAACAUCCGUGCUGUCCACAUCGACGCCAAUGAAUCAGCGUCAAGAAACAAUGACAGUGAAGGCUCAAAUUCAUCGGUCCCAGAGUCCAUCUAGAAAGAAUUCCGAAGCCAUUAGAAAGACGAGCGUCGAUUACGCGCGAAAACUCAGUAUGGAUCGGAAGGUGACAGAUAGGAAAGCGUCAUCAACGCAGGCGGAAGUGAAAAGGCCUAAUCUAAAUAAGAAUAAUAUACAGAGCAACUUUACCAAUGUGCUCAGUGAGCUGAAAAAUAGAAAGAGUAGCGUGGACAGCAAUCCUUCAAGUUCCAGCAAUAACAAAGGUGUUCCACCACCGCCGCCGAUGCCGCCGCCUUUGGAGUCUCACGAUCCUUCCGAAUCCAGACCGUUUCUCGACCCGUACGGCAGGGCAAAGACAGUGCGCAUCGGAAAGUGGAGAUGGCCACCGCCCAGCGACUCGAAUGAGACUCAAGGACAGGAUAGUUUUAUAGAAUUCAAGAUGCGCCAGCAACAACAGCAACGCAAGUUAACGCCGCAGUAUCAGGAGUACGACCAAGGUGAGAGCGAAGUUACGACAGAAGGUGGCGUUGAAUGGGAAGAAUUCGAAAUUGAAAAUAUUGUCAGCAACGAAGAUCGGUCUUUAGUUAUGCAUCCGUCAGCGACUACGGCGAAACACGAGAAUGGAUACAAAGAAGAAGGGGAGAAGAAAAAGAAGAAAUCAAAGUCAGCUUUAGAAGUGGGCGCGCAAAGACCAUCGCCAGGAAGUAUAGGAAAGUUGAAGCUCAGCUCGGAGAUGAGACAGAGAUUGGAAAAGGUAACCGCAAAUCAUAGCGUAAGAUCUACGAAAACGGCUGAAAAACCUGCUCUUCCGCGAGAAGAUGGGAAAAUUAAGCGAUUAGAGGAUAAUAGAAAACUUUUGCUGGAGCAACAACUGGGUGGCAGAUGGGAUGAUUACGCUUCCACUGUAGAUGACACUCAAAGCGUCACUUCCAAGGGCACGACCGAUAUGAUGACGCAAGCUCAGGUAGUAAGAACACAGAUCGAGAGAAUGGAACGACCUGUACCGCCUCCACCGCCCGUCACACCGCCACAGCCUCCCAGUCCAAGAGGUGGCAGUGUUUAUAGUAACAGUCAAUCCGGCGUACCUCGGCCACGAUCACCGCCAGCACCGAUCGAACCAAAAACUCGCGACUCUUUCCGCACAUCUCCGGAUUCCGAAGCCUAUGAUCAUUUCCCGAAGAAUCAGAUGUUUAGCCAGAGCCGUGAUAUCUUCGCCUCACAGCAGCAUUUACGCGAUGGCCACGACUACAGGAACGACUUUGAUAAGGCUCGCGUGCAGGAUGCCAAAUCCAAAGACUUCUAUGGCAAAGACAGUACUGAUCUGGCGAGUUCGGCGCGCGAUCGCAAUUCUGAUUUUGAUUCACGCCGCGAUCUUAGCUCCGAGCUCUUCGACUCCAAGUACGCGUUCGAUGGAUCGACUGGGAAGCGCGAUCCCUUCGGUAUAACGCGAGAUGUCUCACCCAAAUCCCGGGACAGCUUCGGGAUGCCAUCACCACGUGACUUUGGCGUGAUCCCGAACACAAGGGACUCUUUCACUGUCGCGCGGCAAAGCUUCAACAAGCUAGAUCGCGAGGUGGACAGGCGUUCAAGCGUAGCUUCGACCCACCGUACCGACAAGAUGGAGCGAAUCGAGAUCGAGGAGUGGCCGGAGUUCCUCAAGCCAGUAUUACCACCAGCGGACAAGCCGGAGAUUGAAAAAGUCCAGGAGGUGGUGAAUACUAAACUCUACCCGCAGACUUCCAACGCGCAUUUCACCUAUAACAGAGUUACAUGGACUCUAAGAGUUAAAAAAGAGGUUUUCGCACCCAACGAAACCCUGAACAGUCCAUUGGCGUUGCAUCUGGUGUUCUGCCAGGUAGCCUACGAUGUGCUGGCAACCUCUAGUAUAAGAAUUACCAAGGAGGAUCGGCAAAACAUGUUAAAGAUGCUAGACAAUUAUGGCGUCACAUUGGAUAAUCUUCAGAGCACGCAGCAUAAGAUUACGAUCAAGAAGAACAUCGUGGACAUGGCGAAGCAAUGGCCAUUAUACUUUGCUCGGAUAUUUCCCGUAUCGAUUGGUCCCCAACAUCCCGAGACACAACAUGUGGCGGUGUCGCAUCAUGGACUUCGAUUGAUCAAACGCACGCUGAGUGGCGACCUGAUCAUUCUGGAGACCCUGCCACUGGAGGACAUCGUCUCUGUGAAUUCGUCCAGGUCCGGUGUGUGUGUACUACAGAUCGCGUCGGGGGUUCGGCUACCUCUACACACGAACCGUGCUCCGCAGUUGGCGGAGAUGAUCGGUAGAUACAUCAGACUGGUCGAUCAGAAGCCACAUCAGAAAGUUAAUCAUCACGAAAAUCACGUGUCUCAAAUCACAAAGACGAUUCAGUCGCAGGCGAAUCAUGCGAAUCAUAUUCAGCCCCCCCACAAUCAUUCCAAUCACGUAAUUUCCGAGCAUGAGAAUCACGUACCGAUCGGUCGCGUGCCGAACCACGUGUCGGUCAUCAACCAAGCGAACCAUCAGAAAAACCUGCAAAACCAGCGGCUGAGCCCGAGCCAGGAGUGGCGGCAGCCGGAUGACAACGUCCGACUCCAGGAGGACGGCAUUUACGAAACCGGACCGGUGGUCAACGACGGCAAACAUUCCCUCUUGCAAUACGCCAUGCUGAAUUUCCGUCAAAGCACAGAAAAAUUCGAAAUGUUGAAGACGGCGGACGGAUCGAUUAGCGGGUCCCUCAAAGUAAUCGAGUCGUUGAAGAGCAAGAAGAAGAACAAAAAGGGUAAGAGCCAGCAGGACGGCACCGAGUGGACUUGGAAAGAACAAGUGGAUCUUGUCAAAUAUUCUACUGUCCCCAUUGAACAGAGCUUGCUCAGAUUGGACGCGGAUCUGAGCGUCCUAGCCGUGGAGUGCUUCCUGUGUCUAAUGAGAUACAUGGGGGACCAACCAUUGCCACCUGAAACCAGCGAAGUCAAGUGCGUCUACACUAUCCUCAUGCACUGUCACAAAUACGAGCAGCUGCGCGACGAGGUUUACUGCCAGUUGAUGAAGCAGACGACCAAUAACAAAAGCCCGAAUCCGGAGAGCUGCCAGCGUGGUUGGCGGAUCUUCAGCAUCAUCGCUGCCUAUUUUACCUGUAGCGAGGGCCUGCGACCCUAUCUGACCAAGUACCUCGAAACGGCGGCGUAUGACAAGCGUCGCGCUUAUCACGGUACCGCGAUGGUAUGCCUGCAGAAUCUAAGAAAGACCGUGAAAUACGGUGGGCGCAAGAACGUGCCCAGCGUGGAGGAAAUCAUGGCGAUCAGCGCGGGGAGGAACGCGAAGAGGCAGAUUUAUCGGCUGCCCGGUGGCACCGAGCGAGUCAUUAACACGAAAUGCACGACCGUCGUGCAGGACGUCAUUGAAGAGAUGUGCAACGUCAUCUCCGUGAGAAACCCGCACGAGAUGGAUGAGUUUUCGCUGUAUUGCAUCGUCGACGGUGAUGCGUUUACCAUGCCGUUGGCCAGGGAUGAGUACGUCUUAGACGUGACAACGGAACUCCAAAAAAAUCAUCAAGUGUUCUACUUGAUAUUUUGCAGAUCUGUUUGGUACUAUCCUCUGCGGCUGGAUGCAGCGUUGUAUAUAGAAGUCGUAUUUAAUCAAAUCGCUCCCGAUUACUUGGAAGGACUUUUACUAGUUCUACCUGGAGAACAUUUACCUCAGGAAAUAAUUUAUGACAUGGCGCAAAUAGCGGCACUAUUGCACAGAGCAGCUGACAUGACCCAUGAACCCGCGACAAAAGAGAUUAAAUAUUUGUUGCCAAAACCAGCGCUCAGUUUAAGAGAACCCAGGCCGCAACAGUGGUCCAACAUGGUUCAACAAGCUUGGAACAACGUUCAACACUCUUCGGCAGCUGUUUGCAAGGCACAAGUGCUCGAAAUAUUGUCGAAGUGGCCAUUAUUCGGUUCAAGUUUCUUCGCUGUAAAAAGAGUACCUGAGGGCAAGGAAAAGAGUGCUGAUCAUAUCCUCGCUCUCAAUCGACAUGGAGUGCAUUUCAUAGAUUUGAUCACUCAUGAGACACUAUACCAUUAUCCCUACUCUGAAGUGAUUUCCACCAGAAAGGUCAAAUCCGAGGAGGGCACGCUCUACCUCGACAUGAAGUGCGGCAAUCUGAUGCAGCAGCGUAUCACUAGGCUGCAAACGGAGCAGGCCCACGAAAUUUCUCGGCUUAUCAGGCAAUAUAUCACCAUGGAGCAAAGGACGUCCAACGCUCAAGGUGGAGUCGGCAUCGGGCUCGGCAUGAGAUAAACUUCCUCAUAAUACGGGGUUCCUCCUUCGCGACUGAUAUUCGAUUCGAAUUAGUUAGUCUGCAGAGCGGUAGCCAAGUUAAAUUCUCGAUCAAUGUAUCGUAACGUUAGUUGAGGCCACGAAUGUAGCUGUUAGUCAGUAUGAAUGAUGAUAUUGUUCUUAAUGUGUGGAACUAACCU
Messenger RNA from Pogonomyrmex barbatus (red harvester ant), 10332 nucleotides. Its product is annotated as Myosin 10A. Gene Ontology annotation, cellular component: cytoskeleton; myosin complex. Gene Ontology annotation, molecular function: protein binding; ATP binding; cytoskeletal motor activity. The record is from RefSeq and is a predicted model, not a curated record. Lineage: Eukaryota; Metazoa; Arthropoda; Insecta; Hymenoptera; Formicidae.